Branchiostoma floridae (Florida lancelet) is the source of this 678-nucleotide messenger RNA. RefSeq names its product zinc finger protein 492-like. Gene Ontology annotation, cellular component: nucleus. Gene Ontology annotation, biological process: regulation of transcription by RNA polymerase II; central nervous system development. Lineage: Eukaryota; Metazoa; Chordata; Leptocardii; Amphioxiformes; Branchiostomatidae. Gene Ontology annotation, molecular function: RNA polymerase II cis-regulatory region sequence-specific DNA binding; DNA-binding transcription factor activity, RNA polymerase II-specific. The transcript has a single exon. The annotation marks the transcript as partial. The record is from RefSeq and is a predicted model, not a curated record.
AUGUCAACAACAAGCAGCGCACAGAGUUUGGGUGACGUCAGGAGAAAGGUGAAAAGGGAUUCUUCUGCGCGAUCUGUUAGAGAGGAGAAACGCUACAGGUGUGAGGAGUGCGGCAAGCAUUUCAGCCAGAUGAGUAAUCUAAAGGAACACAUUCGCACUCACACAGGUGAGAAACCCUACAGGUGUGAGGAGUGCAACAAGCAGUUCAAUAGACUGAGUCAUCUGAAGACUCACAUGCGGACUCACACAGGUCAGACACCUUACAAAUGUGAGGAGUGCAGCAAGCAGUUCAGUCAGCUUUGUAAUCUGAAGGUUCACAUGCGGACUCACACAGGUGAGAAACCCUACAAGUGUGAGGAGUGUAGUAGACAGUUCAGUCAGCUGGGUGAGCUCAAAAGACACAUGCGGACUCACACAGGGGAGAAACCCUACAAGUGUGAGGAGUGCAGCAGGCAGUUCAGUGUGCUGAGUCAUUUGAAGACUCACAUGCGGACUCAUACUGGCGAGAAGCCCUACAAGUGUGAGGAGUGCAGCAAGCAGUUCAGUCAGCUGGGUCAGCUGAAGACUCACAUGCGGACUCACACGGGUGAGAAACCCUACAGGUGUGAGGAGUGCAGUAGGCAGUUCAGUCAGAUGGGUCAACUGAAGACUCACAUGCGGACUCACACAGGUGAGAAA